AUGCUUCGCGUCUACAUCGGCACUGUGCUGGAGAAAUGGUACCCUUCCACGGUGCUGGUGGCGCCGGAUCCACCGGCGUUCGCUGCGGCCCGUGGGUCGUGUGCUUGUCGCCUCGCUAGUAGCGUCGAGGUGCUAAUGGCUGGUGCAGCAGAGGACGAAAAAGGAGCAGCUGGGGAGAACUUUGCGCCCACCAGGUCCGAGCGGCAGGCCAAGCACCCCCUCGAGCAGGCUGAGAACAUCGCUGGCACCUCCAACGUACCACUGUCCGCAACGAUGUUCCAAGCUGCAAUGGACGUGAUGUCGAUGCCCAUCGCGCCGGAUGCCGAUGCGGUGGCGAACCAAGCAGAACUGGAGGCGCAGCGUCAGGCACUUCUUCACGGAGCCGCCGACAUCGCCCGCGCUCAGCAGGAACUCAACAUAACCCUAUGUGAGUACAAUGCAGCACAUGGCUUUGUUUCUGUUAGCGCUAAUCCUGCUAGGCCUACGCUACCGCAGCUGAGCGAGGUCGACGAUGUCGGAGAGAUCAAGAACAUGGACUGCGGCCUGCCAUCGGGCUCCUUUGAAAUUCGUGCAAAAAAGAUUCGGAAAGCACAGGAGCACUUCCCCCCAUUGCACUAUUGGGCGCACAAGUUUGUAGAGAAAUGCAAUGGCUUGCCAAUUGCUAUUGUGUGCAUUGGGCGCCUCCUGUCAUUCAAGAGCGCAACAUUUUUGGAGUGGGAGAAUGUAUACAGAACUCUUGAGAUGAAAUUUACAAACAAUUUCAUCCUGGAUAUGAACAUAAUCUUGAAGGUUAGUUUGGAAGACCUGCCACACAACAUGAAAAACUGUUUUCUUUACUGCUGCAUGUUCCCAGAGAAUCAUGUGAUGCAAAGGAAGUGGCUAGUACGGCUCUGGGUUGCAGAAGGAUUUAUUGAAGCGAGUGAGCAUAAGACACUGGAGGAGGUUGCAGAAGAUUACUUGACCGAGCUCAUCAACCGAUGUCUGUUACUGGAGGUUAAGAGGAAUGAAUCAGGGUAUGUUGAUGAUUUCCAAAUGCAUGAUAUCCUUCGGGUAUUAGCCCUUUCUAAGGCACGCGAAGAGAACUUUUGCAUUGUCCUUGAUUACUCGAGGACUCAUCUUAUUGGAAAAGCACGUCGUUUAUCAAUUCAAAGAGGGGAUAUUGCACACCUUGCAGAAUCUGUUCCGCAUCUCCGUUCCUUGCUUGUUUUCCAAAAUUCGCUAACUUUCGGCUCACUUCGUUCAUUCUCAAGGUCUGUUAAGCUAAUGUCUGUACUGAAUCUGCAAGAUAGUUCAAUUGAGGGUUUGCCAAAUGAGGUGUUUGACUUGUUCAAUCUGCGUUUUCUGGGCCUUAGACGAACUAAAAUUGCAAAUCUCUCACGUCAUAUUGGAAGGCUACAAAAUCUGCUUGUUUUGGAUGCUUGGAAAAGCAAAAUUACCAACCUACCUGUCGAAAUUACAAGGCUCUGUAAGUUGACACAUCUUAUUGUCACUAUGAAACCAUUGAUACCGUCUAUGCAAUAUGUUCCUUCUAUUGGUGUACCAGCACCUAUUAGUGGUAUGUGUUCUUUGGCAAGUCUGCAGACAUUAUUGUUGGUGGAAUCUAGUUCUGAAAUGGUCAAUUACCUUGGUGCUCUAGUUCUGUUGAGAUCAUUCAGCAUCAGUAAAGUUCAAGGUCGCCACUGUGAAAAGCUGUUCAUAGCUAUUACCAAUAUGGUUCAUCUAACACGGCUUGGGAUCCAUGCAUAUGAUGAUGAGGAAGUUCUGCAACUCGAUGCACUCAAUCCACCUCCAUUACUUCAGAAGAUUUUCUUGCAAGGGAAAUUAGAUAAUGAACCAUUACCUCGGUUUUUCUUAUCGAUUGGUACACUGAAAAGCCUCUCCAUUCUACGACUUGUCUGGUCAAAACUUCAGGAAGAUAUGUCCUGUUAUCUUGAGGAAUUACAUCAGUUAGUAAAACUUCAACUCUAUGAUGCAUUUGAUGGCAAUAAGAUAAACUUCCGAGCAACGUCAUUCCAGAAACUUCGAGUACUAAAAAUCUGGGGAGCUCCACAUCUCAGGCAGAUCACGAUAGAAAGAGGGGCACUGCCCAGUUUGGUUAAUUUGAAGCUCCUACUCUGUCCAGAGUUGAAGUUGUUGCCAGGUGGCAUUGAACAUGUGAGCACUCUCGAAGAGCUAACUUUGAAUUCUACAGCAGAAGAGCUUGUGGAAAGGGUUCGACAGAAGAGAGAGGAGAUCAUAUCACAUGUUCAGAGAGUUUACGUCGGUUUCGUCAGGAACGGCGAGCUGGCUGCAGAGAGGAUUCAGUAAAUGCAGUUACAUCCAGACUGCCAUUGGUUCUUCUCUGCUAUAAUUUCUUCAGCCAUUAUAUGGCAUAUGAUGUAACACAUAACCUCCUGUUUUUAUCCGCAACAUAUCAUUUUUAGCGCCUUUUGAAGUCUUCGUGUGUCCAUGUUUCUGUUUGUGUUUGCUAUAUCUAGGUAAUUUUAAUAUGAUUUGUAAUAUAAUCGUCAGCCUCGCGGCACGGUGCUGUUUUUGCGUUGCAUGACUGAUGUUUUUACAGUUUCUAGGUCUGAAUAAAUAAAUUCUUGUAUUUUUA
Messenger RNA from Lolium perenne, 2596 nucleotides. RefSeq names its product disease resistance protein RPM1. Lineage: Eukaryota; Viridiplantae; Streptophyta; Magnoliopsida; Poales; Poaceae. The record is from RefSeq and is a predicted model, not a curated record. Gene Ontology annotation, biological process: defense response to other organism. Gene Ontology annotation, molecular function: ADP binding.